AACCAACCAGACGCCAUGCAUUCCUCAAAAUCAAAGCUCUUCAGCACGUUUAUUAACUCCACAUUCUUCUCAUUACCUUCGAGUGUUCUUUUAGUUGGGGGAGUGUUUGAAGAUGAGCGUAGAGAUAUUGGACGGAGCCACCCUUCGUGAGUUCGUGGAGGAUGAGGGAGCCUUCAACGGGUCGGUCGAGGACCGGUUUGCAAGCCUCGACACCGACCGUGAUGGCCAGCUCUCGUAUGCGGAGAUGGCGAGGGAGCUGAUGAGCCUCAGGGUGGUGGAAACCCACUUCGGCAUGGACGAGGUGAAGCUGAGCGCCGACGAGCUUGUCCGACUCUAUCGUGGCCUCUUUGCUCGGUUCGAUCACGACGGCAAUGGAACCAUAGAUUUGGAGGAGUUCCGUUCGGAGAUGAGGGAGAUGAUGCUGGCGGUGGCCAACGGGCUCGGUUUCUUGCCGGUCCAGAUGGUGGUGGAGGAGGGAAGCUUUCUCAAGAAGGCCGUGGAGAGGGAGUCGACAAAGUUUGCCGCAUAGAGAUCUUAUUGUUUUGCGGAGAAUAGAGGGUCCAAGGCUUAAUUAUUGAGCUAUUUUCCUAUAUAUUGAUCGGUUUUGUUUGGGUCUUCCUACUUAUUGUUUUCUUAUUGAUCAGUUUAGACUUAUAAAAUUGCUAGCUAAUGGAUUUGUUUUCAGAAGAGAUAGUACGAUGAUUCAAAUGUAACUUCCUUUUGGAGGUUUUGUGUACUGGAUAUCAUAUCAUGAGAUAACUAGUGAAUGAAAUAUUUGAGACUUGUGUUA
Messenger RNA from Elaeis guineensis (African oil palm), 790 nucleotides. RefSeq lists its product as uncharacterized. Gene Ontology annotation, molecular function: calcium ion binding. Lineage: Eukaryota; Viridiplantae; Streptophyta; Magnoliopsida; Arecales; Arecaceae. The record is from RefSeq and is a predicted model, not a curated record.